GGGAGUUGUAGUUUUCAGUGCCCCCGAGGUGGGCUGGAGCCAAAGCCAGGGUGCUGCCUGCCCUCCUGCCUUCAUUUCCCAUCGUGCUGAGGCGGGUGGUAUGGCGGAGAAGGAUGACACCGGAGUUUGACGAAGAGGUGGUUUUUGAGAAUUCUCCACUCUACCAGUACUUACAAGAUUUGGGACACACAGAUUUUGAAAUAUGUUCUUCUUUGUCACCAAAAACAGAAAAAUGCUUGACAACAGAGGGACCUCAGCCGCCUCCCACCAGAGUCCUACAGAAACAAGGCCUCCUGUUGAAACUGACAGAAACCAUCAAGAGUUGGACUUUUUCUUCUCAGUACAGUAGGAAAGAUGACUUACUCCACAAGUUGGACACCGGAUUCCGACUGGACUCGCUGCAUACCAUCCUGCAACAGGAAGUCCUGCUACAAGAGGAUGUGGAGCUGAUUGAACUGCUUGAUCCCAGCAUCCUGUCUGCAGGGCAGCCUCAGCAGGAAAAUGGACACCUUCCAACACUCUGCUCCCUGGCAACUCCUAAUAUUUGGGAUGUCUCGCUGCUCUGCGCCUUUGCUAGUCUGCUCAUCAUGUUCCCCACGUGCUGGAUUGUGUCUUCCUGGCUGGUAUGGGGAAUAAUUCUGUCUCUUUACUUGAUCAUACGAGUUUUGAAAUUAUGGAGGACAGCCAGACUGCAAAUGACUCUGAAAAGAUAUAGGGUCCGUUUGGAAGACAUGGCAGCCAACAGCCGAGCCUUCACUAACCUUGUGAGAAAAUCCCUACGUCUCAUCCAAGAAACGGAAGUCAUUUCCAGGGGAUUUACUCUUUUGCUUGACAGGGUCAGUGCUGCUUGCUCAUUUAAUAAGGCUGCACAGCAUCCCAGCCAGCAUCUCAUCGGCCUUCGGAAAGCCGUCUACAGGACCGUAAGAGCCAACUUUCAAGCCACAAGGCUAGCUACCCUGUACAUGCUAAAAAACUACCCCCUGAACUCUGAGAGUGACAAUGUCACCAACUACAUCUGUGUGGUACCUUUUAAGGAGCUGGGGCUUGGGCUCAGUGAAGACCAGAUCUCAGAAGAGGAGGCUCGUAACCUGACAGAUGGCUUCAGCCUGCCAGCCUUGAAGGUUUUAUUCCAGCUCUGGGUGGCACAGAGUUCAGAGUUCUUCAGACGCCUGGCCCUGUUACUUUCUACAGCGAAUUCGCCUUCAGGGCCCUUACUCACUGCUGCACUCCUGCCUCAUUGUCUUCUCCGGGAUGUGACUCAAGGUCUACCUCAUGCUCACUCUGCCUGCUUGGAAGAGCUGAAGCGCAGCUAUGAGUUCUUUCGGUACUUUGAAACUCAGCACCAGGCAGUCCCCCAGCGUCUCUCCAAAACUCAACAGAAGUCAAGAGAGCUGACUAAUGUCCACACAGCAGUGCGUAGCCUACAGCUCCAUCUGAAAGCACUGCUGAAUGAAGUAAUAAUUCUUGAAGAUGAACUUGAAAAGCUUGUUUGUACUAAAGAAACACAAGAGCUGCUCUCUGAGGCUUAUCCAAUCCUAGAGCAGAAAUUAAAACUGAUUGAGCCACACGUUCAGGCCAGCAACAGUUGCUGGGAGGAAGCCAUUUCUCAAGUGGAUAAACUGCUCCGGAGGAAUACAGAUAAAAAAGGCAAGCCUGGAGUAGCGUGUGAGAACCCACACUGCACCGCGGCGCCCUUGUUGCGGCCGACUCUACACAUUGAGGACAGAGACCCCAUCCCUGAGGAGCAGGAAUUAGAAGCUUAUGUGGAUGACAUAGACAUAGAAAGUGAGUUCCGAAAGGACGAUGUGUAUCACUUGUCUCAGGAAGACAGAGAGAGACAGAAGCGCGAGCAGGAAGAGUCCAGGAGGGUCCUGCAGGAGCUGAAAUCCGUGCUGGGGUUUAAAGCGUCAGAGGCAGAAAGGCAAAAAUGGAAGCAGCUGCUGUUCAGUGACCACGCUGUGUUGAAAUCCUUGUCUCCUGUAGACCCAGUGGAAUCUGUAAGUAAUUCAGAAACACGCAUGAAUUCCGAUACAGAAAAAGUCAAUAGUAAUGCUACUGAAGAGACUAGUAAGCCCUGUGCCAGCAACCAGGAAGACAGUAGGACUGAGUAUGUGUGUGAUGGCCCUCCAGAGGGGCAAAGCACAGACACCUCUGCAGACGAAGGCCUCCUCCUCCGAGGAGCAGAGGAAACUGCGUGCUACCAGCGAGAGAGGGAGGCUAGGUCUCCUCCAGCUGCUGCGGCGGGGGCCACCACCCCUCCAGCUCCCGGGGACUCACUGCAGCUCUCCAUUAAGCAGAGGCUGGCUCGACUCCAACUGUCACCAGAAUUCACCUUCUCUGCUGGCCUGGCUGCAGAAGUGGCCGCCAGGUCUCUGUCCUUCACCACCAUGCAGGAACAGACUUUUGGCGAUGAGGAAGAAGAACAGCUAGGGGAAGGAAGUGAAAAUGAGAUGGAGGAAAAAUAAAAGCCAAGAUGAAGCGAUGUCCUUGAGUGUUCCUUUUACAAAAGUGUUCUAGCUGCAAGACUGCAAAGGGAAACGAGUGUGUGUUUACUCUCUAGAAGGCUCCGGCGCGAAUUUACAGGGUAAAUAAGGAUUUGAAUACCUGACCUGACAUUAGUAGAUACCUGUAUAGGCAGAUCCUUUAGGCAUAGGAGAGAAAGGUAAGGGCGAAUUUUUUUUUUAAAUAAACUGCUGUUUUGUUUGUGGCAAAACUGAUAAUCUUGGCAAAUCUUUAAGUACUUUUAAUAAAAAAAAAAAUGCGUUUAUCAUUUUUUGCCAAAACUGUGCUGCCAUGAGGUAACUAGGGUAAUUGUCUUGCGGAGCAUAAACAUUUAGAAUGAGCCCUUUCUACUGUGUCCGUGCAGUGUGUAACUGCAGCGGUCAUGUUAAUACAAUGUUCGUACUUUAUUUUGUUUAUACCACUCUUAAAACAAAGAUACAGGUUCUAAAUAAAAGUAUUAAAUUACUACACCUGAUGUGUACUGGGGUUUGGAACUUAGAGGUAGUCUGAAGGUGCUUUGGCUGCAGCAUAUCUCGUGCGUUUCCUUGUUCGUAUGUGCCCCUCUCAUGAUGCCGUACGAAGUUUAAAAGGAAAAUCGUGUGCCCUCUUAGGAAGGCCGAAGAUGUCCAAGUGCUGUCGCUACAGCAAAGGCCCCAGCCCCAGCCCUGCAGAAACUAGUUUACACCAGUUUACAUGGAGACAACUGUGCCUCUGCUGUAAGUAGGUCCUGGGCUGUCUUCUAGCCUGGCCUGUCUUACUAAGACUCAGGAAACACGUCAGCUCUCUUGGAAAGUAUCCUUGUACCUUUGUAUUUCGUUGUGAAUAUGUCUCGAGAUGCUGCCAGAGACCAGUCUGUCUGCUUUGUGCUGGAACUGUGUUUUUAAUGAUAGUUUCAGAAAUAUUCUCCUUCUGAAACCUGUUGCUACCAUGCAUACACAGAGUUUAUAAGCAUUACUUUGUGAGGAAUGUAAGAAACAAAACCCAAUUUAUGCUGCUUUUUCAGGAGGAAAGUAUAUGACUUCCUAUAACUUACUGCUUUUAGUAAGGAAGCUUACUACUUCAAGAUUUGUUGUUGUUUUAGUAACUAUUUCUUAUCCUGAGGAAAAUCUUCUACUUUGUAUGACUAGACUUUACACUGUUAGUGACUCUGCCUUUUUCUGAUGCUUAGCAGUGCCAGCCUGUGAGGAACAGUCCCUUCAGUCAGACAUGGAAAUAGCUAAAUCCCAAGAGAAAGGGAAGGUUCUCAGCACUGUAAUGACGUAUGUAUUUCUGAGUAACACGGUUUUACUUUCUUAAAUUAUUGUUUGCCAACUCCAUUUCCCCCCAAA
This is a messenger RNA of Apodemus sylvaticus (European woodmouse), 3830 nucleotides long. RefSeq names its product vezatin, adherens junctions transmembrane protein (gene Vezt). Bases 114 to 2465 code for a protein of 783 amino acids. NCBI's taxonomy places the organism in Eukaryota, Metazoa, Chordata, Mammalia, Rodentia, Muridae. The record is from RefSeq and is a predicted model, not a curated record. The transcript is spliced from 12 exons. Gene Ontology annotation, cellular component: plasma membrane. Gene Ontology annotation, molecular function: myosin binding. Gene Ontology annotation, biological process: cell-cell adhesion.